Messenger RNA from Neolamprologus brichardi, 2506 nucleotides. RefSeq names its product histone deacetylase 10 (gene hdac10). Gene Ontology annotation, biological process: epigenetic regulation of gene expression. Gene Ontology annotation, molecular function: deacetylase activity. The record is from RefSeq and is a predicted model, not a curated record. Lineage: Eukaryota; Metazoa; Chordata; Actinopteri; Cichliformes; Cichlidae.
GUGAAAACCAACAUAAAACUCAUAGAAGAUCAUAUGAGUCGAUGAAUAACUGUAAACAGUUUUGUACAGUCACUGGAUUUUGGUAUUAUACUGAAACGUCGCUACUCUCAUAGUCAGGGUCGCAGUUACUUACCUAUUCUUACCCGAGGAAUAACGAAGAUGGGAACAGCGCUGAUUUAUGAUGACGAGAUGACCAAGUACAAACUGCUCUGGGUUGAUCCAACUUGUAAGAUUGAGGUGCCUGAGCGUCUGACUGUGAGUCAUGAGACUUUGGUCAGGACUGGCCUGGCUGAUCGCUGCGUCUCCGUACCUGUCCGUGAGGCCACGGACGCAGAAAUUCUUCUGGCUCACAGUGAAGAAUACCUGGAAGCGGUGAAGAAGACUCCUUACAUGAGUCUGGAGGACCUUAUGGAGUUCACUCGUCAGUACGGUGAUGUCUACUUCCACCCAAACAUCUACCACUGUGCCAAGCUUGCUGCUGGUGCUGCGCUGCAGCUGGUAGACAGUGUUAUGACAGGGAAGGUGAGGAAUGGCAUGGCUUUAGUCAGACCACCAGGACACCACAGUAUGCACAAUGCUGCUAAUGGUUUCUGUGUGUUCAACAAUGUGGCUAUUGCGGCUCGAUAUGCUAAGCAGAAAUACGGAGUCCAAAGGGUGUUGAUAGUUGACUGGGAUAUACAUCACGGUCAGGGGGUGCAGUAUUGCUUUGAGGAUGAUCCCAGCGUGCUCUACUUCUCUUGGCACCGCUAUGAGCAUCAGAAAUUCUGGCCUCAUCUGAGAGAUUCUGACUACGACAUUGUUGGCAAAGAGAAAGGGGCAGGAUUCAAUAUAAAUGUACCAUGGAACAAGUUGGGCAUGGAAAAUGGUGACUAUCUGUCAGUCUUCUGUCACGUUCUUCUGCCAGUUGCAUAUGAGUUUUGCCCAGACUUAGUCUUGGUGUGUGCGGGAUUUGACUCAGCCAUCGGUGACCCAGAGGGUGAGAUGUGUGCCACUCCAGAUGUCUUUGCCCAUCUGACUCACCUGCUGAUGAACCUAGCAGGAGGAAAACUGUGUGCUGUGCUGGAGGGGGGAUACAACUUGACUUCCCUCGUCCAAUCUGUGUGUCAGACAGUCCAGACAUUGCUUGGAGAUCCUGUGCCGAGACCUGCAAGCCUCAAAAGUCCCUGUAUAAGUGCACUUGAAUCUCUUCAGUGUGUCCGAUCAGCUCAUAAGGCCUACUGGUCGUGCCUCAAACAUGCAGCUGAUCUGCCCACCUCCACCAUCAGCACCAAACGGAUUAAAUUAGGAGAAGGAGAAGAAACGACAGAGAAGGGAGGAGAAGAAGAAAAGGACGCGGAGGAAAAGGUGUGGCCUGAGCCUCCAAAACACGUCACUCCUCCAGUAUGUGCUGCUUUAGUGCUCCCUGAUGACGUGGCUUGCCCGGAGGGAUGCGAACGCUUCAGCUUCUCAGAGGAUCUUGACCCACUCUUAGCCAGCAAGUUAAGGGAGAGUUUCCUCAGAGACACAGAUGACAGUACUGCUUUUAUAACCGUCUCCAGUCUUAUAGCCCUGACAGAGAAAAUGGAGAAGAAUGAGAUCUGCAGUGGCCUUGCACUGGUCCCUGACGUCACCAAGGCGAUGACAAGCAUUGUCCAGCACGUUACAACUGUUCUCAGCAACCGCGUUUUGGUCGUCUGUGUGGGUGACGGGAAUGUCCCAAGCCAUAUUACAGAAGACAGGGAAACACUUGUGGUGCAGGUGGGCAGUGCACAGACUGAGGAACAGAGCUGCAAAUAUUACAUUCGUGUGUGUCUGAAGAAGGGCUGCAGUGACACAUCAGGGUUCACACAGGCUGUGUUUGGCCUCCUCCUGCCCCUUGGGUAUGAAUAUGACCCCAGUCUUGUUGUGUUGGUUCGAAUGCCAGAUAGUGGAGUCAGUGACAGUUUGUGGCAACAACUAAUUGGCCUGCUGCAGAGCUUUGCACUUGGACACACACUGGUGGUACUGCAGGAGGAGGAGAAGGCGCUUAUCGGACUCACAGCAUCCUCCCUCCUCGGUAACCCAGCCGCCUCUUUGAAGCAACUUCAAGCCCCGCUAACAGAAGACAUGGAGGCCAUAGAGAGGCUGAGACACAGGCUGCAGGCAGACUGGAAAUUCCUUCAGACCACAGCACCACAAACUCAAAGAAGUGAUGAACACUGAGGAUGGAGGGUGUCAUGGACUUUUUGAUACUUUAUUUUUGGAAGUUCCACUUGGAUCAAAAUCCGUUUCACAGGAGACCUAGCCAAGUGCGAAGAGCUACAAGCUAAUGAAUUUUACAGCAAUAUAAAUUUAUUUAAGCAAUCACUGAUCAAAAUAGUUAUACUUUCUUUUUUUGUGUGCCAUUCACAUGAUUGAAUAGUUGACUGAUUUCUGCUGUAAAUUGAAAUCUUGUGUCUUGUAUAGCACACAUCAUGUAAUUUAACAUGAAGUUUUCAUAAGCAACUUUGAUAUUCUCUGUAAUAAAUGUUACAUUUGUAAAAGAAAA